Messenger RNA from Aureobasidium namibiae CBS 147.97, 861 nucleotides. RefSeq lists its product as uncharacterized. NCBI's taxonomy places the organism in Eukaryota, Fungi, Ascomycota, Dothideomycetes, Dothideales, Saccotheciaceae. The record is from RefSeq and is a predicted model, not a curated record. Bases 1 to 861 code for a protein of 286 amino acids. The transcript has a single exon. Gene Ontology annotation, molecular function: hydrolase activity.
AUGUCGUUUCCAAAACAAUGUUGUGCUAGUGGCUCCCUUCACACCGGCACUCCCACUGGCAUAAUUUCUGAGCUUCAUGGCCUCCCCGUCUACAUCACCUCACCCCCUAUCAACAGGCCUCCCAAAGGCAUUGUCGUAAUACUACCCGACGUAUUCGGCUGGACACUCCCGAACACCCGCAUUCUAGCCGACAACUUUGCCGCGAAAGGCGACUUUCUGGUCAUGCUCCCUGACUUUAUGGACGGCAAUGUUUUUCCCCAUCACUUGAUCAUCAGCAUAAAAGCGUUGGACGCCACCGGUACUUUUGCCUGGGCCAAAAAAGCAUAUCAUUUCCUGAGGCUCGUUUGGUAUGGAUUUCCGUUCUUGAAGAAUGACAAGGCGCAUCUGGUCCGCCCAAGGGUCGUCAACUUCUUCCAUGGCCUGCAGUCUUCGCAUCCUGAGCUACAUGUUGCAGCAGCUGGGUAUUGCUGGGGUGGUCAGUGGGUUGUGGAGCUGUGCUCAAAUAAAGAAGAAUAUGCAGCCGAUAAGCCUUUGGUUGCUUGUGGUUUCACAGCUCAUCCUUCACGCUUAAAGAUACCUACAGACAUCGAGGCAGUCACCUACCCUCUGUUCGUCGCAGCGGCUGGGAUUGAUCAACAGAUCCCCAAAGCGAAAGCCAAGCAGAUUGAGGAUAUCCUGAAAGCCAAGACAGCGAAGACGAAAGAUCGGGGUGUUGAGCACGAGUUUGUCAUGUAUGAUGAUGUGCACCAUGGAUUUGCUGUCAGAGCAGAUGAGAAUGAAGGGCGUGAAAGAGAGUGUGGAAAGAAGGCAGAGGAUCAGGCUGUAAGGUGGUUCAGCAAGUGGUUCGAUCGUGCGGCUUGA